Symbiodinium necroappetens is the source of this 1860-nucleotide messenger RNA. The record is from the annotation of a GenBank genome assembly. NCBI's taxonomy places the organism in Eukaryota, Dinophyceae, Suessiales, Symbiodiniaceae.
AUGGCAAGCCUUCGGCGGAUGGAGGAGCGGUUCAGGUCUGAGAGCUAUUUGAACAGCACGAAUAGGCUGCAGAUCUUGGCCACCAAGACGUCGACGCAGCAAGCCCGCAGGUGGGUCGUCCUGGGCUUGGAGGAUUUGAUCAACAGCGGCCUGCUGGAGAACGAAGCCAUCUCCAAGCAGAAGCUCCUCGGAGACAAGCAUGUCUGUGGACUGGUCGCUCUUCUGGAAUUUAAGCUUCGUUGCCUGGGUCACAUCACCGAUGUGCUCAUGGUGCAGGCGCAAUUCCAGGACAAGACGCGUGCGGCCAUGCGCAGUCGAUUGAGCUCUGCCAUGGACGCAAGAGAAGCCACGCAGACAGAUUUGAGCUGGCAGGGGCUAGUGGAGCCCAGUGCUCAGAAAGCUAUCCACUUCCUCAUGGACGUCGUCUACGGCACACGUUUCGACAACUUGAUGAAGUCCAAGGUGAAGGCCGGAUCUCAUCCCGACCUGCUGCUGGACAUAGACAGCAUCAGUGAUGAGUGGAAAGCGGUGGAAGCUCUGCGCUCGAAUGAGUUGGACGAGGCCAAGGCUAAAGCUUCCGAGGAUGACGGGAGCAGCGACGGGGGCGAUGACGAGCUUCCCUGCGACGGCUCUGCCAAAGGAAUCAGUCAGGCCCUGAAGCAAGCACGUGCCAAUCCGAAUCAUUGCAAAAAGAAUUCCCCAGCUUACUGGAGAAGUGUUGCAGGGCAGACGGUGCGCAGCUACUUGAGAAUCCUGACAGAGGCCAGCACCGAGAAGGGCAUCAUUCAGAGUGUGGAGCAGAUGAAUCUUGAGAGCCCGGAGUUCGGGAAGAGCACCACCCUGGUGAUGUGCGACACCAGCCUUCUUGGCGAGUCACACGGCCCCGGGCAGCAUCCUGGCUUGCGGAAGAAGUAUAGCCCAGACCAUGCCUGCCUGGAGAAAUUGUGUGGCAGCACGUUGAUCGCUUUGGGCUCCCAGGCCAACGCCAAGGGAGUUUCCAACCCUGCAGACACCGUGGUUUUCGCCCUGGUGGACCCUGGCAGCUGCAUGUCGAAGCAGUUUUGCAGAGAUUCAGAGAAAAUGGCCGUGUGGGUCAUGUUGUCCCACGAGUCAGUCCGUGCACGGAAGAAGAUCAACCGCGGCUCCAAUGCAACCUCGCAGCGCGUGGAGAUGACAUUGUUCACCGAAAAGACCUUCGGCAUGAUGGUGCCGGAAAUGCCACGCAUCGUGUACGCCGGCUACACCCACGGGGAUGCUAUCGGGCCUGUGACAGCCCUCGCGCCGGACAAGCUAUGGCGGCUGCCCCGUGCCGAGAAAGAGGAGAUAUUGGGUGCGAGGAAAGUGACUGUUCCUCCGGGCGAGGACCCCGACAUCGAAGGCGAAAGCGUCUUCAGUUGCGCUGUGCUGCCCAUGGAACUUUAUCAAGAGGUCAUUCACUCGACGAAGGCUCAGACCGUGGUGGACUUGUCCCCGGGACAAGGUGAAUGCUGCAAAGCAGCGCUUGCCUUGCGCGUCCCCAUCGUGGCCAUGUGUGGGAGUGAAGCCCACAGCCAGAGGCUAGAGCUUCUGCUCACGGAAUACAUAUUCCAAGAGCAACGAAGAGAAUCCUCGACGUUUUACCGAGCCGAGGCAUGCGAGGACAACGUCGAUGCAGAGGACGAGGAUGAAAAAAAGACUACCAAGAAGCGCAAGAAUGAAAGCCAACCGAAAAAGCAGCCCAAGAAGAAGGCUGCCUCGAAGCCCAAGCCGAAGAAGAAGGCUGCCGAUGAGAAAGACCAGGAGGACGAGCAGGGCGAGGAGGAUGAUGGCGAGGAAGAUGAGGGAGAUUUGCAAGGGCAAGGGUCUCCGUUGCCGUGGUGA